GCGUGCGGCUGAAGGUGGAAGCCUGGAGCGCAGAGCGCAGCGCUCACUGCCGCAGAGCCUCCCAGACGCGCAAUGCCUCGUUUCACUGUCCACAUCCGAGAUGAAUGGCUGGCAGUGGCCUGCCGGGACACCUCCAACACCAUCCAGUGGCUCGGGCAGGAAGCUCUGAAACGGUACAUAAAGAACAAACCGGACAACGGCGGCAUCGGGUCUGUGAAGGAGACGCGGUUCAUUGUGCGCAGGUGCCAGGGUUCGGGCUUGUUGGAUCCGGAUGACACCAUCGAUGAUGUGCUGGAGGAUAAUGACUUUGUUGAGCUUGCUAUUGAAGGAGACACCAUGUCUUCUGAGUUCAUUCCAUGUCAGCCUGGAGUUUCUAAUAUCACAGCUGCAUACAAAGAACCUGCAGAAUACAUUAGUUUGGAUGGCAACAGCCUGACUUCCACAGAUCUGGUCAAUUUAGGCAGAGGACUCUACAAGAUAAAGCUGACUUUGGAGGCAGAGAGAAAGGUUGUGCAAGCACGAGAACUUUUGGACACCAUUGUCAAAGAAAACAAAGUCGUCUAUGGUAUCACGACAGGUUUCGGCAAAUUUGCCCGAACUGUGAUUCCUGUCAGCAAGCUCAAGGAGCUCCAGGAAAACUUGGUGCGGUCGCACUCAGCAGGCCUGGGGAACCCGUUGAGCCCUGAGAGGACCCGCAUGCUGCUCGCACUGCGGAUCAAUGUUUUAGCCAAAGGCUACAGCGGGAUUUCUUUGGAAACCCUUCAAGCCAUGAUCCAGGCCUUCAAUGCUUCCUGCCUCUCCUUCGUUCCAGAGAAGGGAACUGUUGGAGCCAGUGGAGACUUGGCCCCUCUCUCACACCUUGCCUUGGGACUGAUGGGAGAGGGGAAAAUGUGGUCCCCCAAGAGCGGAUGGGCAGAUGCCAAAUAUGUCCUGGAGGCGCACGGCCUAAAGCCAAUAUCACUAAAACCCAAAGAGGGCCUUGCUUUGAUCAAUGGUACCCAGAUGAUCACCUCUUUAGGGGCAGAAGCAGUGGAGCGAGCCCAGGCAAUCGCCCAGCAGGCAGAUAUCGUUGCUGCCCUCACGCUGGAGGUGCUGAAGGGAACCACUAAGGCCUUUGACAGUGACAUCCAUUCACUGCGACCCCAUCCAGGACAGACGGAAGUCGCCCUACGCUUUCGCUCGCUGCUGGACUCUGAUCACCAUCCAUCUGAGAUUGCAGAGAGCCAUAGGUUCUGUGAUAGAGUCCAGGAUGCCUACACUAUGCGCUGCUGUCCUCAGGUCCAUGGAAUAACAAAUGACACAAUUAAGUUUGUGCAGAACAUCAUCAACACAGAAAUCAACAGCGCUACGGACAACCCUAUGGUAUUUGCAGAACGAGGUGAAACCAUCUCAGGUGGGAAUUUCCAUGGAGAAUAUCCAGCAAAGGCUCUAGACUUUCUAUCCAUCGCUGUCCAUGAGCUGGCUUCCAUCAGUGAAAGGAGAAUCGAGAGGUUAUGUAACCCCUCACUGAGUGAGCUGCCUGCCUUCCUUGUUAAUGAGGGGGGACUCAACUCAGGUUUCAUGAUUGCCCACUGUACUGCUGCUUCUUUAGUUUCAGAAAAUAAAGUUUUAUGCCAUCCUUCGUCUGUGGACUCCUUGUCCACCAGCGCAGCUACAGAGGACCAUGUGUCUAUGGGAGGCUGGGCUGCUCGGAAAGCCUUGAGGGUCGUGGAACAUGUGGAGCAAGUUCUUGCCAUAGAGCUGCUGGCGGCCUGUCAGGGUAUUGAGUUCCUCCGCCCACUUCGUACCACCACCCCUCUGGAAAAGGUCUAUGACCUUGUGCGCACUGUCGUCAAGCCAUGGAUUAAAGACAGAUUCCUGUCUCCAGACAUUGAAGCUGUUCACCGUCUCCUACUCGACCAAAAGGUGUGGAACGUGGCCAAGCCUUACAUUGAGAAGUAUCAGACAGAAUACAUCCCAGAGUCUCGACCUGUUUCUCCUACCGCCUUUUCCUUGGACCCCCCAGCAUCACCGAGGAAGCGUGUCCGCCAUGAGUGAAACCAGGCUUCAAAUCAAGUUCUAUUUUUCUUGCUGUUCUGCUCGGGUAAUUUGCACUGACAAAAACCGCUAUGAUAUGAAUUAUUGGUAACACCCUGGAUGAUUCAUGACAUGAAAGUCUAUAGAUGGUAUAUUUCUCUGGGAAAUCAUUAUGUGUUGUACUUUUUUAUACUUUCCCCUACAACACCGAAGUAAACCUGUUUUACUCUUGGCUAUUGUUGCUAAUGUAGUUUUAUAGCCACUUAAGCCUUUAAUGAUGUGGCAGUAAUACUGCUCUGAUUAAAUAUAAUUUGUUUGUGCGUAAUUAUUCGCUGGUAGGCUGUUCAUGCACCAGUAGUUUCUGUAUUUUAAAUUUAAUUUCUCUUGUCUUUAGAUUCUACUAUAAUUCCUUCGAAUUUUCCUGGUAUAUUUCUUACUUUGCUUCAUAAAAUUGUUUUAGGUUUCACUGUUAUUACUGCAAUCAGAAUGCCUUGGUUUAUAGUUACAGUAUGUCACUGUAUACGUUUAAUCAUGUCUAGAACUAAUUAAAUUAUAUUCACUUAUAUA
Molecule: messenger RNA, 2583 nt
Organism: Girardinichthys multiradiatus
Lineage: Eukaryota; Metazoa; Chordata; Actinopteri; Cyprinodontiformes; Goodeidae
Gene: hal
Product: histidine ammonia-lyase
Exons: 20
Coding region: 73-2037 (654 amino acids)
Biological process (GO): L-histidine catabolic process
Cellular component (GO): cytoplasm
Molecular function (GO): histidine ammonia-lyase activity
Source: RefSeq, a predicted model, not a curated record